CCCCAAUUCCGUACAAAGCCUUCUUCAUUCUUCAACAUGCAAAUCUUCGUCAAGACUCUCACUGGAAAGACCAUCACCCUCGAGGUCGAGUCUUCCGAUACCAUUGACAACGUCAAGGCCAAGAUCCAAGACAAGGAGGGAAUUCCCCCCGACCAGCAACGUCUCAUCUUCGCCGGCAAGCAGCUCGAAGAUGGCCGCACUCUGUCAGACUACAACAUCCAGAAGGAGUCGACUCUCCACCUCGUCCUUCGUCUCCGUGGCGGCAUGCAAAUCUUCGUCAAGACCUUGACUGGAAAGACCAUCACCCUCGAGGUCGAGUCCUCGGACACCAUCGACAAUGUCAAGGCUAAGAUCCAAGACAAGGAAGGUAUCCCUCCCGACCAACAGCGCCUCAUCUUCGCUGGCAAGCAGCUUGAAGAUGGCCGAACCCUCUCUGAUUACAACAUCCAGAAGGAAUCCACCCUCCACCUCGUUCUUCGUCUCCGAGGCGGUAUGCAAAUCUUCGUCAAGACCCUCACGGGAAAGACGAUCACUUUGGAGGUCGAGUCCUCGGACACCAUCGACAACGUCAAGGCGAAGAUUCAGGACAAGGAAGGCAUUCCCCCUGACCAGCAGCGACUCAUCUUUGCCGGCAAGCAGCUCGAAGACGGCCGCACCCUCUCCGACUAUAACAUCCAGAAGGAGUCCACCCUUCAUCUCGUCCUUCGCCUCCGUGGUGGAAUGCAGAUCUUCGUCAAGACCCUCACGGGAAAGACGAUCACUCUGGAGGUCGAGUCCUCUGAUACCAUCGACAAUGUGAAGGCCAAGAUCCAGGACAAGGAGGGCAUCCCUCCCGAUCAACAACGCCUCAUCUUCGCUGGCAAGCAACUCGAGGACGGUCGCACCCUUUCUGAUUACAACAUUCAGAAGGAGUCCACCCUCCACCUUGUCCUCCGUCUCCGUGGUGGCAACUGAGCCGUUUGGUCGACUCCAGUGAUCUCUCUUUUUGUAGAUGUUGUCCGCACCCGUAAUACGCACACAUUGUAGACCGAUGACUUCACGAAUACUCGAUAAUGCAUUUAUUGUACCAUCAUUGGCUCAUGG
Coprinopsis cinerea okayama7#130 is the source of this 1083-nucleotide messenger RNA. RefSeq names its product ubiquitin C. Gene Ontology annotation, cellular component: nucleus; cytoplasm. The coding region runs from base 37 to 954 and encodes 305 amino acids. Lineage: Eukaryota; Fungi; Basidiomycota; Agaricomycetes; Agaricales; Psathyrellaceae. Gene Ontology annotation, molecular function: ubiquitin protein ligase binding; protein tag activity. Gene Ontology annotation, biological process: protein ubiquitination; modification-dependent protein catabolic process. The transcript is spliced from 3 exons. The record is from RefSeq and is a predicted model, not a curated record.